AUGUCAUAUGGUAUGUUCUACUCUUUCAUGCUAACACAUCUAGUCGACGGCGAAUGGGGUGAGGAGUUUGAUCGUAAUUAUCGUUACGUUGUCAUCCAUGAUAUGAUUAGUACAUUGAGGGAAUUUGUUGAUCAUGAGUCUAACAAGGGUCGCCAGAAUUUAAAGGUGUUCGUUGGCGUAACCGUGACCGUUCACCAUCAUCUUGAUGAGAGAAUUUUGUUUGAAGAGUCGUCAAAUAAUAGGAUGGUACCUGCUAGUAAGUCAUCAAUGCAGUUGCUAAAGAGAAUUGAGGUUGAUGGAAGUAUUAUGAUGAAUGAGGACUGUGCGAUUUGUUUAGAAGAGCUUGGAAAGGAGCAGAGAGAAUUGUUGUGCAUGCCUUGCUCACACAUCUUUCAUGGAGAUUGCAUUACAAAAUGGUUAGAGAAUGGUCAUUGUUGCCCCAUUUGCCGCUAUCAAAUGCCAACCAAAUAG
This is a messenger RNA of Lycium barbarum (goji berry), 471 nucleotides long. RefSeq names its product E3 ubiquitin-protein ligase SGR9, amyloplastic-like. The transcript has a single exon. Bases 1 to 471 code for a protein of 156 amino acids. Gene Ontology annotation, molecular function: ubiquitin protein ligase activity. Gene Ontology annotation, biological process: protein ubiquitination. The record is from RefSeq and is a predicted model, not a curated record. Gene Ontology annotation, cellular component: cytoplasm. NCBI's taxonomy places the organism in Eukaryota, Viridiplantae, Streptophyta, Magnoliopsida, Solanales, Solanaceae.